AUGCAGUCUGGCUACGGCGGCGUGUCCGAGUUCCAGCAGUUCAUCAUGGACGGCGGCUUCGCCAUGUCCGCGCCGCCGCCGCCGCAGCAGCAGCCGCCGCCCCAGCCCGCCGCCGCCCAGGAGCUGGGCGGGCCCUUCAGGUACCAGCCGCUGCACCACCAUGCGCUGCCGCCGCAGCACCACCACCACGCGCUGCACAUGCCGCCGCACUUCGCCCACUUCGGCGCCGCGCCGCCGCCGCCCUUCACGCAGCAGCUGCUGCACCAGGCGGUCGCCGCGGGGCACCACCACCUCCAGCUCUUCCACGAGCAGCAGCAGCAUCACCACCACCACAAGCCCCAGCCGCCGCCGCAUCAGCAGCAGCAGCAGCAUCACCACCAGCCGCCGGCGAGAUGGGCACCGCAGCCGCAGCAGCGCAGCAGCACCACCACCACCACCACCUCGGAUUUGACGUCGAGGCCGCCGUGCCGGAGAGCUCGGGGGCGGCGGGCGCCGGGAGCGCCGCGGCCUCGGGCGCCGCCGCCCCUCCGGGCGUGCCCCCGUUCUUGGCAGCCGCCAUGA
Molecule: messenger RNA, 561 nt
Organism: Miscanthus lutarioriparius
Lineage: Eukaryota; Viridiplantae; Streptophyta; Magnoliopsida; Poales; Poaceae
Source: the annotation of a GenBank genome assembly